Molecule: messenger RNA, 1050 nt
Organism: Kalmanozyma brasiliensis GHG001
Lineage: Eukaryota; Fungi; Basidiomycota; Ustilaginomycetes; Ustilaginales
Product: Carbon-nitrogen hydrolase
Exons: 1
Coding region: 1-1050 (349 amino acids)
Biological process (GO): protein catabolic process
Molecular function (GO): protein-N-terminal asparagine amidohydrolase activity; protein-N-terminal glutamine amidohydrolase activity
Source: RefSeq, a predicted model, not a curated record
AUGCAAACCACGCUCCCAUCACGGCCAAAACGCAUCGCCUGCAUCCAGCUCGACCCAAAGCACGCCGAUGUUGAGCAAAACACCGACAAUGUUCUCGGACUUGUCAACAGGCUCAUCGCAGAAAGAAAGACAAACCCGGUCGACCUCCUUGUCCUCCCGGAACUCGCGCUCACCGGGUACGUCUUUGAGAGCAGGCAAGAGAUCGAGCCGCUUCUCGAGGAUGCGCGCAUCUUCAAGGGCCCCACAGCCGCUCUGGAAGAGCACGAGUCUCAGACGGCAUCGGCGUUGAUCGCUUCCUGCAAGUCCUCCUGCCGGUCGUCCAAGCAGCCGAGUCUCACGCUAGCAUCUCACCUGGCGCGGUACCUUGCGUGUCAUGUCGUCAUUGGCUUUCCAGAGCUUGGUUCGCAUCAAAGCUCGACAUCCGAAGCUGUAAGCGCGCCCUUUGAUGCGAGGCCAGUCGACGUUCGAUCUGCACCGUCGUUGGGUCACAACGCUGCGGAGACCGAGGACCUCGCCUUCAACUCAGCUGCGCUCUUCUCCCCCACCGGCGCCCUCAUCCAUGUCUUUCGCAAGCACUUCCUCUUCGAAACGGACGAGAUCUGGGCAACGCCCGGACCUGGCUUCGAAUCCAUCCGCCUGCCUGGCCUGGGCACCGUCUGCGUGGGCAUAUGCAUGGACCUCAACCCGUAUCUUUUCGCCACACCCUUCGACGCCUGCGAGCUAGCCUCCUUCUGCGUACAGAGGAAUGUCGAUCUGCUCAUCAUGCCCAUGGCAUGGCUGCUGCCCAAGGACGAACAGGACAAGGAGCAGACGAGUUUGUCCACUGUCAACUACUGGGCUUUGCGCUGCAGGCCGUUUUUUGAUCGAGAGCAGAAGGGAGAGGAUCGGACGAGAUAUCUCGUGGCUACGAAUCGGGCGGGGAUCGAGGGAGAGUCUGUGUUUGCGGGAUCGUCGAGCGUGCUUCAGAUGAAAGGCGGAGAGCGACCGGUCCUGCUUGAUAGUCUUGGAGCGAGAGAGGAGGCGUGUCUAUUGGUCACGCUGCCGGAGUGA